Solenopsis invicta (red fire ant) is the source of this 1849-nucleotide messenger RNA. RefSeq names its product mitochondrial carrier homolog 2. The coding region runs from base 686 to 1666 and encodes 326 amino acids. Lineage: Eukaryota; Metazoa; Arthropoda; Insecta; Hymenoptera; Formicidae. The record is from RefSeq and is a predicted model, not a curated record. The transcript is spliced from 9 exons.
AUGUGUUUCUUACGGUUUACAAACCACAUCGUCGGCCGUGGACCUCGCUGACUUGCUGCAGGUUAGGUUUGUUCCGUUUGUUAUGUAACGUAUGUCACACAAAUUUCGCUGCGCCGCCGCCACUGGCCGCCAGCCGCUACUUCUGUCACUGCUCGUUCGCAAGAGGCGCCGAUUCGAAUUUCCCUGAAAUCUUGAGUGGAAACAUCCCGAUAUCGAAAUCGCGAGUCACGAGAGAGAAAGAGAGAAACGGUGUAGAGGAAGACGCACGUUUACUUUUGUAGCGCAAGCGAUCACGGUCCGAGAAUCUUAGUCGAGAGCUGUUCGAGGAAAUGCAUAACCUGAAUCUUCAAGGGGAAGUGACGAACUCUUCAUAAUUCCGUUUUUCACUUCGCGAGAUCGGAGAGAUAAUUUCCUGCUUAUCUACUCAUCGGCAUUUGGAUAGCUGGACGUGACCCUACACCCGGAGUGCAAAGAGCGAGCACUGCCAGAGAGUACAAUCGGUGAUUGAAAACAAAUGGGAAUAUUACGACACUGAGCUCGAUUAUUCUUAAAUUACUUCUUCAUAGCUUCGGUUGUCUUCUGCUAACUUAGAAGUUUCACAUAAGAGUUUUACGAAAGAGAGAAAGGUGGGCCACGAGAAGAGAAAUAUAUCUAUUCUGUGACAUCUACUUUGUGACCUGACAGGAUGAGAAACGAGAGGAGGAGAACUAGAAAUUUACAGAACCCAUCUCCAAAGUCGAAAGAGACAGAGAUCCUGUGGUCAGACAUAGCUGGUCGCAUUUUAAUAAAUGCGAUUUCUUAUCCUAUUGAGUACGCGAAAGUUCUGAUACAGAUUGGAUAUGAACCUAUUCCACCCAAACCGACUGUAACAUUGUUUGGGAAGCCAGCGCUGAAACUACCCAAUGCCUUCACGUAUAUUAAACACAUAAAGAGCGUGGAUGGCUUCACAGGCUGCUACAGAGGCUUAGUGCCCAAGGUGUGUUCUUACACAGUUAGUACGUUAGCGUGUGACAAGACUUUGGAAUAUCUACAGCCAAACUCGGUGGAACAGAACGAGGAUGAGGAUGACGAAAACGAAAACGUGAGACGUAAAAGAUGCAUGAACGAGAUCAUCAGGGACGUAAUCAGUAGAACAGUCGCAAUUAUAGUUAGCCAUCCUCUGGAAAUCAUUUCAUUAAGGAUGAUGGCACAAUUUGUAGGUGGAGAGACAAGAUAUAGUAGUCUAUUCGGCUCGUUCCUGGAAAUCUACAGGGAGAAUGGAAUCCUAGGAUAUUACGCGGGAUUAAUACCGCGCGUUAUAGGAAGCGCCGCAGUUAUAGUUCUAACUGGUAUCUCGACAUAUGCUAUUAAUAAUUAUAUCAUACAAGAGCCUGCAAUGAAACCGUACACCGCAUCAACCAUGAAAUUUGUAGCCACAACUGUUAUGUACCCGUUCCUAGUAGUGUCGCACUGCAUGGCAGUAAAUGACUGUGGGUUGGUAGCUGGUCUCCCACCACAUAUGCCGAUCUACAAGAACUGGCUACACUGCUGGUCCCAUCUGUCAACUCACAAUCAGCUGAAGAGAGGCAGCAGUCUGCUAUGGCGUUACUACACAGGGCCACAAAUGCUAUUGAACGGCAAACUGAUACCGAUUAUGGGCGAUAAUUUCUAUCAGCCUAGUUCUUAAUAAGCGCCUCGAGUAAGCCAGACAAGUCUGUUGUAAACCAAAUAAUCUUGUUAUAAACCAAAUGAGUAUCGAUCGAUAAUCGUGUCCAUUUGAUUUUAUUUAUAUAGUGUAUACAUAUAGUAUUUAAAAAAAAGAAAAAAAGUUUUGUCGCAAUAAAUUUCUAUAGAAAAAAUUGUACAAGAA